Messenger RNA from Onthophagus taurus, 881 nucleotides. RefSeq names its product circadian clock-controlled protein daywake-like. The record is from RefSeq and is a predicted model, not a curated record. Gene Ontology annotation, biological process: multicellular organismal reproductive process. Lineage: Eukaryota; Metazoa; Arthropoda; Insecta; Coleoptera; Scarabaeidae.
AAAGCCGUUUUGUCCAUAAUGGUAUAUAAACGCUCCUCUUAACGAGACAAUUCCAGUUUAAAUAAAAACAGUGUUAGAGAUGAAACAAAUAAGAUCGUUUAUUUUAGUUUGUUUCUUAUUUGCCGAGUCAAUUUGGGGGGCAAACUUACCUAACUAUAUCACAAAAUGUAGCCUUUCCGAUGAAUCGUUUUCAAAAUGUGCAAUUUCUAGUGCAAAUAAAGCGAUUUCUAGAAUAGUAAAAGGUGAUAAAAAGUAUAAAAUUCAAAAUUUAGAUCCGAUUAUUAUUCCGGAAGUAAAAUUUGAGGUAAAUUCAAAUUCUAGGUUGAUAUUAAACAACGUUACCACAAGUGAUUUGAAAAAUAUUAAAGUAACCGAGUUUAGCUUGGAUCCAGUAAAGAAAACUUUAGAAAUACAAGGAGUUAUCGAUAGAUUAGAAAUGAUAUCUAAUUAUGAUGCUCUCGGUGUGUUAUUAUCAAUUCCAAUAAAAGGAAACGGAAAAGGAAACACCACGAUUGUGGAAGGUUCUUACACGUACCGGGCAAAUUACACAUUAAAGCCAAAACAUAAUGAGGAAUAUUUAGAAAUAACCAGUAGAAAAUUUGAUUUUAAAAGUAAAAGAACUUAUUUUUAUAUGGAUAAGCUUUUUAGAGAUAAUCAACAGUUAAAUGAUGAAUUUAAUAAAAAUCUCAACGAAAAUUGGGAUGUAAUCGCGAAAGAUGCCUUUCCCUUUUUUGGAUCUGUUAUGGAAUCGGUUACAGAAUCUGUUUUAAAUGGAAUUUUUAAAAAUGUGCCUUUCAAGGAUAUCUUUUUACCUUAAAAUGUGUUAUAAUACAAAAAACUCCUUUAUAAUUAGAAAAAAUAUAAAGAAAUUUCAACAAAAA